AUGGACAAGAAACUUACCGUGCAACCUGCUACGGUAACAUUUUCAGCACCCUUAACUGAACGCCAAGCGGUAGAUUUAGAUAUAAAAAAUGAUUGGAACAAAGCAAUCAUUUUUAAAAUGAAAACCACAAAACCGGAUGCAUUCAAAAUGAAACCUGUUUAUGGGCUUGUUGAAGCUGGUGACAAGAAAAAAGUAAUUUUGACAUUAAAAAAAUGGGACCCAAGUAAGAAACCAAAGAAAACGGAUCAUUUUACAAUUGUCAUGGCACCAGCACCCGACAAAUGCACCAAUGCUAUGAAAACUUGGAAAAGCUGGAAAGAAAGCAAAAGAUCUGAGGGAAGCAUUGGCGCUUGUCGUCGACAAGUGAAGAUAACAUACAAGGGUAUUGCAGUGAAAGACGCGAAAAAGAAACCAGUAAAAGCUGAGGUGACAAAGACGCCAGCACUGAAAGCUGAGGACGUUGAGGACAGAAAGGAAGAGAAAGUUGAAGAAGUUGAAGACAAAAAGUUGAAGCGGAAGCCGAAGAAGAAAGAAGAGGAAGGUAAAGAGGAAGAGGAGGAGAAAGCACAAAAGAAAGCUAGCAAAGGAAAAGAGGAGGAAGAGGAGGAAGAGGAAGAAGAGGAGGAAGAAGAGAAGAAGGAGGAGGAAAAUGAGAAACCGAAGAAAAGACCGAAAAAAGAGAAAGAAGAGGAUGAAAAAGAGGGAAAGAAAGAUGCUGAAGAUGAAGAAGGGAAGGGGAAAAAGGAGGAUGAGGAUAAUGAAGAGGACGAAGAGGAAUAG
Messenger RNA from Brugia malayi, 780 nucleotides. RefSeq lists its product as uncharacterized. Gene Ontology annotation, cellular component: plasma membrane; endoplasmic reticulum membrane. The coding region runs from base 1 to 780 and encodes 259 amino acids. NCBI's taxonomy places the organism in Eukaryota, Metazoa, Nematoda, Chromadorea, Rhabditida, Onchocercidae. Gene Ontology annotation, biological process: endoplasmic reticulum membrane organization. The transcript has 5 exons. The record is from RefSeq and is a predicted model, not a curated record. Gene Ontology annotation, molecular function: FFAT motif binding.